AAGCUAGCCAGCAGCAAGUAGCUUUUAGGCUGCUUGAUUACAUCGGCGGCCUGCGCUUUAGUCAGUUAUCAAGAUCAUAGGCUUAGAGUAAGAUGUCGGUUUGACGUUGCUAUCUAAUUUACCGCCCGGCAUUUUUCCAUUACAAAUUUGGCGUAUAAGCUUGGUUCGCAGGUCAAAUGUGUCACUGCUGUUUUAUCGCAAAAUUGAUUUGAAUAGCCAACACAAUUUAAACUAAAAAAAAAACUACUCACUUAACGACGUAGAAAAAAAAACAGAAGACGAAGAGGAAAAACACCAAAACUAAUUUCCAUGCAAAGAUUGAAAAUUGAAAACUUGAAAGGAAAAACUUAAUGAAAAUAAACUUGAAAUCAGGCAAAAAAAAAACAAAAAAGUGUGCGUGAAAACUUGUUUGAAGUGUUGCUCGAUGCGGUUAAUGCUGCUGGUUUAGCAAUUAUCCCAUCUCAUAUGCAUGUAUGCUGGCUGACUGACUAACUGAGUGACAAACCCUGGAGGAGAUAGACACAUUUGCAUCCGUCGACCGCAACCCACUUAGUUUUGUGUGUGUUUUUCAAUAUUUUCGCACAAUGUCGCUGUCAAAGAUGUCGAAGUGCCACUCACUCAUUUACCCAGCAACACAGUGUUAGCCAUUAAAACAGUAUUAUACUAACCUAACCAGCCAACCGACAAAUCAGUCUAGUUUUUUUUUCUGUCAUAUUGCUGGUUAUUAACCUUCCGAUUGAAUUGGUUCAAUUAGAAAAGGAGUUACAAACUUUGAUUGGUUUGGACUACAAAUUGUCGCAGCACACACACACACACAACAUUUUAUUGGCAACAUGUUGCUGGAAUUAUUUUGCAAUAAUCUUUGUGAAGUUUCCUCAAUUUCCCAUAGUUAUCAAAUGGCUCCCAGUGUCUGUCAAAAUUCACCCAAAUUACCGCCACAUAAUAAUACACAGUCUGGUGUUCAUAGUGGCGGUGGUGGCAACGGAGGUGGUGGAGCUGGAGCAGCCACUGGAAGUAACAAUCAUCAUCGGACGGCUGGCGCUGCACUUGUUGUUGGCUCAUCUUCCGUUACACAACGUAGCAAUUGUGGCAGUAAUAGCAUCAAUGGUUCCAUGGCAUCGUAUAAAAUGUCAACAACAUCGGAAACAAGUUGGUCCCAGACUGUUUACAGCAAGGAAAAUCAACGACCACCCGUCUACAAUCCCGAGGAUUAUGUGGCAGCACUAAAAAAGUUCGGUAAACGUCAGAGUGGACCCAAUCCACGAUCGAUUUACGAUGCCAGCGAUGCGGCAGUAGCAGCGGCGGCUGAGAAUGAUUUCAAAUCGGCCACCUUGCCUCACAAGCAUUCCGAUUAUAAAAGUCCAAUUAUGGCGCCGGUGGCAAGUGAAAGUGAAAUGUCGCUGAGACAAUUUUCAAGUAUUACCGAUUUGUUAACGAAAUUACGGGCCGAUCUAAGGGUGUCGUUUCCAAGUUUUGUCCAAGAAUUUGUGGCCACCCCCUCGGAUGGAGUUAGUCUCCUAUUGGAGGUAUUACGUUCCAUACAAUUGUCCCAGGCGGUUAAUGCCCCCAUUAAUACCAUUAAUAAUAUUGGGACAGUACCGAGAAAUUCGCAAAGCUAUCAGCGACGUGCGCUGCUCGAUGAGUUGGCGUGUUUACAAUGCCUCAACAUUUGCUGUUCCCGUUCGAUAGAGGCCGUGGCCCGCCUGGGUACCACACCUGUUGGCCUGAUGCCCUUGGCCUCCUCGGCAACGGGUCAAGGUAUCCGAGCUCGCAUCUUGGCAAUGCAACUGAUGGCAAAUGCUUGCGAUAAAAAUUCUUUUGGUCAUGGUAAUCAGAAAUUGGCCACCUCCGGACACACAGCCAUCUCAGAUGCUAUGUCAACGCUGCGUUUAAGAUGUAGUGAACCGGUACGUUUUCGUCUACUUAUGGGUAUGCUGAACAGCGGUGGGGGUUCGGGUGAAUUGCAGGCGGUGGGAGUGAGAUUUAUCAAUGCCUUCUUGGAAAGUUCGGAAAAUCUCCAACAACGUUUAUAUUUGCAAGCGGAAUUGUUUCAGGCCGGAUUUGAUCCUAAUAACUUGGCAAAGACCAUUUCCUCCUCCUCACCCUGGUUGGAUGUGUUGCGCAGUGAGUUGAAAAAAUUCCACGACAUUUAUGUGGAUGUGGACAAAAUGAUCACCCAAUCGCGGGAAGCAGACCGCGUCCGCAGUCAAAUGGUAAUCCUUGAACGUCGGGUACAAAUCCUACACGAAGAAAAGGCCGUACUCACCUCCAUGGAACGGAGGCUACAGGAACGUUGUGCCGAAUUGCAAAGAGAAAUAUUCCGUUUACAGGGAGCUCAGAAUGAGAAUACCUUCAAGUCGUUGGAUAAACAGCCGGUCACCCUGCCGCGGCACAUACCACCCGGCAAGCAACAAGAUUCCUCAGAACAUGAAGAUGAGGGUAUCAGUAGUUCGGAUACGGGACCCUCAUUGUCACCGGUACCGAUUUUGGUAUUGCCACAGAAUAGUAAAAAACUCGAUAAACUACCGGCCGAUCCCGCCAUUGAGGAUGCCAUGGAAGAGCUGGACAAUGUGGUGAAUGAAGCCGAGAAACAAAUCUCCACAAAUGAAUGUAAAUUCAAUAAAAUCUGCAAGGAAGCCAAGGAAAAAGAAAUUGUCCCCAAAAAUAUUGUGCCGCAGCCGCCAAGGAAAUCCAGAUCACUGGCCCAUUUGGUACAGCCAGAAGGUUCCGAUUUGGAUGGUUCCGAAUAUGGUAUGCUCAUGCUGCAGAAACCCAUUAAUCCCAAUCAAGAGGUGGCCGCCUUGAAGACCUUUUUCGAUGAAAGUGAUUAUGUCAUCCAGGAUCAGGAUAAAUCUUUUCAUCGCAAUGGUUUGGAAUCUCCGGAAAUUCCAGAAAAUGUCGUCAAUAAACAACACUCCAACAAUACCACCCGGGAGCUGUUGGAUGUCAUCAUGAAUGCCCGCCAUUGUGAAGAUGAUCCCACAAUGAAGGCAUUGCGUGAGAGCUCGGAUAGUCCUGCCGAUGAGACGGAGGACAACGCGAAUGCCAUUGUCAUGAGUGGGGCGCCAAAACGGGAAAGUUUCACCGAAACCAAUGGUGUACCGCCACAACAAUUCAAUGGAGUGUUCUUUAUGACCGACAUGAAUACGGCCCAAAAAUACCCAAAGCCGGAUUUAACGGCUGCCCUGCAGGCUCGCCGAGUCACCAAGAAUGUUGAACGCCUUGAGGCUGUCUUUGCCAGCCAUAAUGAGGCCUACAACGAGGCCGACCAACAGAAUGGCAAACGCAACAAUUUAAUGCCCAGCAAUCGUGAAAAGUCACGAAGUAAUCAGCAGAUUUAUUUUGGCAGUAAUCCCACCAUACGCAUUGGUCCCUAUGCCCAGCAGCAGCAGCAAAGCACAAGGCCGGAUCUAUUGAACAAUAGCAAUGUGACAACACGAACGCGUUCGUAUACCCAAGGCUCCAAGGUCACCGAUAUACCAUCGGGUCUUUACUAAUUGUAUUUUAAGCAUUUAUUAUUAGAGUAUAGGAAAUUUGUUUACUUGAAAAGCUUUUGUGCAAUACACAUGUAAUUUGUUGACACAAGUUCUGUCUCAAAGUUUGUUAGUGUAGGUCGCUUAGGAUAUAAGACAUUUUUCCUAGGUUAAGUUACUAAUUUAUUAAUAAAACAAUACACCAAUAAUAUA
This is a messenger RNA of Musca domestica (house fly), 3686 nucleotides long. RefSeq lists its product as uncharacterized. The transcript has 8 exons. NCBI's taxonomy places the organism in Eukaryota, Metazoa, Arthropoda, Insecta, Diptera, Muscidae. Gene Ontology annotation, molecular function: small GTPase binding; actin filament binding. Bases 834 to 3497 code for a protein of 887 amino acids. The record is from RefSeq and is a predicted model, not a curated record. Gene Ontology annotation, biological process: cortical actin cytoskeleton organization; cell migration; regulation of cell shape. Gene Ontology annotation, cellular component: cytosol.